Acanthosepion pharaonis is the source of this 456-nucleotide messenger RNA. The record is from the annotation of a GenBank genome assembly. NCBI's taxonomy places the organism in Eukaryota, Metazoa, Mollusca, Cephalopoda, Sepiida, Sepiidae.
AUGUUUUUCUUCUUUCCUUCAAAAUGCAUCCUUCUUCUUUCUUCCUUUUUUCUUUCUUCCUUUCUGUCUUUCUUUCUUUCUUUCUUUCUUUCAAUAUCUCGACAUUCUUUCUCUCUUUCUUUCUUUCAAUAUGUCUUCUUUCUUUCUUAUUUUCUUUGUUUCUUUGUUUCUUUCUUUCUUUCUUUCAAUAUCGCGACAUUUUUUCUCUCUUUCUUUCAAUAUCUCGUCUUUCUUUCUUAUUUUCUUUGUUUCUUUCUUUCUUUCUUUCAAUAUCGCGACAUUCUUUCUCUCUUUCUUUCUUUCUUCUUCGGAAUGUUAUCUGGCGCUUUUUCUUCGAAGUAUCUAUUUUUCUUCGUCUUCUUCAAAAUCGUUCUUUCUUUCUUUCUCUUCUUCUUCGGAAUAUUUCUUUCUUUCUUCAUUUACAUCAAAAUCUUCAUUUUUCUUCUUAAGUUUUAA